Messenger RNA from Odocoileus virginianus texanus, 5642 nucleotides. It is a transcript of the gene RGS3, whose product is annotated as regulator of G protein signaling 3. Gene Ontology annotation, molecular function: protein binding. The record is from RefSeq and is a predicted model, not a curated record. Gene Ontology annotation, cellular component: nucleus; plasma membrane. Lineage: Eukaryota; Metazoa; Chordata; Mammalia; Artiodactyla; Cervidae.
UCUUCCCUUCCCGUACCAUAGACUCUUGCAGUUCUCACCGAGGUUUGGUAGGUUUUCUUGAACAACUGUUUCUUCAUUUGUUGUAUGCUAGUACAGCCAUUUCCAGAGACUCCAACAAAUCAAAAUAAUUUUCAUUAGUUUCACUGGACAGCUGUUUGUGGAGCCCCUUGUACUGUGAGGCCAGAAGUGGAACUCUAAACUGGGCCUGAGAAAUUUUUUUAUAAAGAGAAACUUACCCCUCAUCAAUUAUUUGGUUACCCCAAAGACAGUUUGCCCAAGAAAGGCAGAUUAAAUAUUCGACUCCUUUUUUAACAUUGUCUCAAAACAGACCAAAUUAGAAAGCUGAAACUGCUGCCUAUCCAUUCUCCAUCUUUUUCGAGACAACGCAAAAUUAUAUGACCUCAUUUGUGUUACUAGACUGAACUAUUCUUAGCUGAAUCUUCACAGUAAGAAACAGCCAAGAGGCAUUAUGUGGGCUGUUUUUCUGAAAAUUUUUCCCUCAAAUAUACAUUGCGUUGCAGAAUGACUUCUGUGGGCUAACUUAAAAAUUCAUAAAUCUUGCCACUUUUCCUUAGCCUACCUUCAGAAGUGUCUUCCCGAGAAAACCCAGUUUCCAGUGGUCAGUAGCGGGCUUGAGGUUGCACAAGGCUUAGCUUUAAAUCACUCAUUUUAUCUGAAGAGUCAGAGAAGGUCUAACUUUCAAAACAAAUUCAGCUACUUUGCUUACUUAGUAAAGCAACUCCCACAUUAAGGUCCCAAUGAUUAGUACAAAGUUACCUUUUGCAUUGUGAUAUUUUGAGUGAGAAAAUAAUUGUUAUCUGAUUACUGGCCUUUGCUUCUCUUUUCAAAGAGAGAAAAAAAAAUUAUUGUAGGCUGAAACUUAUUUCAUCUUUGUUAUGCCAGUCCCUCAAAUUUGGAUAAUCACAAAAUGAAUAUAGAGAAGUAUAGCCUACGGAGCACAUUACAGUUUUCAAGAUGCUUCAUAUCCACUAUUUUGAUUGGUUCUCUGGCCAACUCUAUAGAUAGAUGAAGAUUGUCUCUGUUUUGUGGUAUAGGAAACUGAAGCUCAGAAUACAGGGCUGAUGCUAGACCAUUUGGGGGCCUUUGGGUGAAUUAGAGAAAGGGACCCUUCAAGACACUUUACAGCUAUUUGCUAAAAAGUUAUUUCAGCGCAUGAACAAAUCUACAGUGAUUAGCAUUUGUGCAACAUCCCUAGAGCUGGCCCACCACCUGCACAGCUGUACCUGCUGGCCUUGCUGGCGAGCUUAAGAAAUUUGCCAGACAUCCAGGGCUGGCAGGUGAAGGGGGUUGGGCUUAGAACCCGAGUCCUUGCUCUUCACUCCACUGUGUUCUGAUGCCUCUCUGGUUCCCUCUCUUUAUGCACAGACGACAAUCUUAAUCAGACAGGAAGGAUGAGGCCAUGUAGAAAAGAACUGACAGAUGGCAAGGAGCCCUCCCGAAGCCUUUGCUUCAGCCUCUCCAUGUUCUGAGAGAGGAGGAGCCAGGUCUGCAGCACUUUCAGCCUCUGUCCUGCCUGCAUCCUAUGGCUUGAGCCUAAACUUGCCUAUUUUCCCUGGCUGCAUGGAGCGGCAGAGCCAGGAUACCUCCCUGGUCAGAAAGGAUGCCUGGACUCAGACUUCCCCAGCCAGGAGAAGGAUCAGGCCCACUCAAGUCCAGGGCGCAGGUCAGCUGAAGCUGUCCAUUGAUGCCCAGGACCGGGUUCUGCUUCUCCACAUCAUAGAAGGCAAAGGCCUGAUGAGCAAGGAACUCGGCGUCUGUGAUUCCUACGUGAAGAUUUCUUUGAUCCCUGAAGAUAAUCGACUAUGCCGCCAGAAGACACAGACCAUUCCGGACUGCAGAGAUCCUGUCUUCCAUGAGCACUUCUUCUUUCCUGUCCAAGAGGAAGACGAACAGAAGCGCCUCCUGGUCGCUGUGUGGAACAGGGCAGGUGACUCCAGACAGAGUGGACUUAUCGGCUGCAUGAGCUUCGGGGUGAAGUCCCUCCUGACUCCGGACAAGGAGAUCAAUGGCUGGUACUACCUGCUGGGGGAGGACCUGGGCCGGACCAAACACCUGAAGGUGGCCAGGCGGAGACUGCGGCCCCUGAGAGAACCGUUGUUGAGCAUGCCAGGAGGUGAGGAUGCUGAGAACGGGGAGAAACUCAAGAUCACCAUCCCACGGGGGAAGGACGGCUUUGGCUUCACCAUCUGCUGUGACUCUCCGGUCCGAGUCCAGGCUGUGGAUUCCGGGGGCCCGGCGGAGCGGGCAGGGCUGCAGCAGCUGGACACGGUGCUUCGGCUGAACGAGAGGCCCGUGGAGCACUGGAAAUGCGUGGAGCUGGCCCACGAGAUCCGGAGCUGCCCCAGUGAGAUCAUCCUGCUUGUAUGGCGCAUGGUCCCCCAGGUCAAGCCCGGGCCAGAUGGAGGGGUCCUGCGACGGGCCUCCUGCAAGUCGACCCUUGACCUCCUGUCGCCCCCCAAUAAACGGGAGAAGAACUGCACGCACGGGGCCCAGGCCCGGCCGGAGCACCGCCAUAGCUGUCACCUGGUAUGUGACAGCGCGGACGGGCUGCUGCUCGGCGGCUGGGAGCGCUAUACGGAGCUGACCAAGCGCGGGAGCCAGCACACCCUGCCUGCGCUGUCCCGCGCCACGGCCCCCACCGACCCCAACUACAUCAUCCUGGCCCCGCUGAACCCCGGGAGCCAGCUCCUGCGGCCUGUGUACCAGGAGGACACCAUCCCCGAAGAAUCAGGGAGUCCCAGUAAAGGGAAGUCUUACACGGGCCUGGGGAAGAAGUGUCGGCUGAUGAAGACGGUGCAGACCAUGAAGGGCCACGGGAACUACCAGAACUGCCCCGUCAUGAGGCCACACACCCCGCACUCAAGCUAUGGCACCUACGUCACCCUGGCCCCCAAGGUCCUGGUGUUCCCCGUCUUUGUCCAGCCUUUAGAUCUCUGUAACCCCGCCCGGACCCUCCUGCUGUCGGAGGAGCUGCUGCUAUACGAGGGGCGAAACAAGGCUGCCGAGGUGACGCUGUUUGCCUACUCAGACCUGCUGCUCUUCACCAAGGAGGAUGAGCCGGGCCGCUGCAACGUCCUAAGGAACCCUCUCUACCUCCAGAGCGUGAAGCUGCAGGAAGGUUCUUCAGAAGACCUGAAAUUCUGUGUGCUGUAUCUCGCAGAGAAGGCAGAGUGCUUAUUCACUUUGGAAGCGCACUCGCAGGAGCAGAAGAAGAGAGUGUGCUGGUGCCUGUCGGAGAACAUCGCGAAGCAGCAGCAGCUGGCGGCUCCAUCCCCCAACAGCAAGAUGUUUGAGGAGUCAGAGGCGGAUGAGAAGAAGGAGAUGCCCGGGGAGGAAGGGAAGGGGCCGGGUGCCAACGACCCCUCACCCAGGAAAGACCCCUCUCCUGGCCAGGAGCCUCUUCCUGGACAAGAGCUUCCACCCAAAGAGGACUCCUCUUCUGGCCAGAAACCUUCUGCUGGCCCAGGAUCAAUGCCCAGCAAAGACUCACCUUCUGGCAAAGAACCUUCUGUGGGCCAGGAACGCUUGCCCAGAAAGGACUCCCCACCAGGCCAGGAACACCCUGCAGCCGCAGUCUUCUCUCCGUGCCAGGACCUUCCUGCUGGGCGAGAACCCUCUCCCGGCCAAGACCCUCUAAUCAGCAAAGACCUCCCUGCCCUCCAGGAACCCCCUGCCCAGGACCUUCCGCCCUGUCAAGACCUGCCCCCAGGCCAGGCCCCCCUGGCAGCUGAGCCCCUUGCUGAGGAGACCACGAGCUCUGGGGACCCACCAGCAGCCACAGGGAACCUGCCCGUGGCCUCCAAGCCGAACUUCGUGAUCCCCGAGGUCCGGCUGGAUAGCACCUAUAGCCAGAAGGCAGGGGCGGAGGGGGGCAGCUCGGGCGACGAGGAGGAUGCAGAGGAGGCCGAGGAGGGGGAGGAGGACGAGGAUGAGGACACAAGCGAUGACAACUACGGAGAGCGCGGGGAGGCCAAGCGCAGCAGCAUGAUCGAGACGGGCCAGGGAGCCGAGGGCGGCCUCUCGCUGCGCGUUCAGAACUCGCUGCGGCGCCGGACGCACAGCGAGGGCAGUCUGCUGCAGGAGAACCGCGGGCCCUGCUUCUCCUCCGACACCACCCUGCACUGCUCGGAUGGCGAGGGCACCACGGCCGCCUGGGCCAUGCCUUCCCCCCGCACCCUCAAGAAGGAACUGGGCCGCAAUGGAGGCUCAAUGCACCACCUUUCCCUCUUUUUCACAGGACACAGGAAGAUGAGCGGGCCUGACACAGUAGGGGAUGAUGAUGACACCUCCCGGAAGAGAAAGAGCAAAAACCUAGCCAAGGACAUGAAGAACAAGCUGGGCAUCUUUAGGCGGCGGAACGAAUCCCCUGGGGCCCAGCCAACAGGCAAGACAGACAAAGUGAUGAAGUCAUUCAAGCCCACUUCAGAGGAAGCGCUGAAAUGGGGCGAGUCCUUGGAGAAGCUGCUGGUCCACAAGUAUGGUCUAGCGGUGUUCCAGGCCUUCCUCCGCACUGAGUUUAGUGAGGAGAACCUGGAAUUCUGGCUGGCAUGCGAGGACUUCAAGAAGGUCAAGUCACAGUCCAAGAUGGCGGCCAAGGCCAAGAAGAUCUUUGCUGAGUACAUCGCCAUUCAGGCGUGCAAGGAGGUAAACCUGGACUCGUACACACGGGAGCACACCAAGGACAACCUGCAGAGCGUCACUCGGGGCUGCUUCGACCUGGCCCAGAAGCGCAUCUUUGGGCUCAUGGAGAAGGACUCAUACCCACGCUUCCUCCGCUCGGACCUCUACCUGGACCUCAUUAACCAGAAGAAGAUGAGUCCCCCGCUUUAGGGGCCACGCGGGCAGAGCUCAGUGUUCACACCAGGCGGGCUGGGCCCCUCCCCACCUGCCUCCCUCCCCCCUGCGACAGAGGGGGCAAGCAAACCCCCGGAGGCUGCGUCCGGACAGACAGACGGACAUUUGGAUGAGAGGCCUGGACCAAGAGAGGCCCAGGCCACUAGAGGAGUCGAGGGACUGGCCCCACGGGGUCCCUGCUGCCCUGGUACGAGGGGGCCCGAGGGCCUGGGCAGGUCAGGGGCCCGGCCAGGCUAAGACAGAUCUGGAGCUGCUGCUCCUUGCUGCGGAGACUUUGCAACGACCAAGUUCCUUAAAGAACUGGCUGGUGUGGCAGGGGCCGAGGCCUGGGCCCCGGGGCUCUUCAGGGGAGCUGCUGGGGCUCACUGCUGGGACCCCUGCCUUGAGUUUUAUUUAUUUAAACAGUAGUUGGAUGCUUGGCAUGUCGUCCUGUAAUAGGAAACCUUUGCCUCAUCAGUUUUCCUAAUUUACAAGUGCAAUAUUUUAACCAACGCCUUGUGAAAAAGCCGCCUUGCUGAGAAGGUGGGCACCAUAUUCCAGUUUCAGGGGAUUCACUGGUCCCGAGCCCCGUGGCGGGCAGCUGGGCCUGCUGGACCGAUAAGGCCCAGAGGGGUGGGGGCUGCAGUCUGACCUCACACCGAAAUCCAGCCCCCCUGAGUGAGGUGGGGGAGUCCCCCAGGGGGUCCCGGGAAAGCAUGGCACCCUCAGACCACACAGCGGCCGAGUUCUGGAGCAAAUAAAAGGCCCGUGUUAUUUUUUGUUCUCGA